AAAGCAAUUCUUGUCUCCACUAGAAAAUAAGUUUGGCAAAAGAAAGCAAACGUGUCCUAUAUCUGCCUGCACCCUCUUUCAAAUCACACAAACAAAUCUCUAAAUAUUUAAAGGCCGCAUGACCAGAAGAACCAAACCAAAACCAGAGAACCAAAAUCAAGAAAGGAAGCAGCAGCAGCAAAAGGGAGACCCACCAAAGCUUUACCCCUUGUGACUCACGAGAGAUUGCACAAACUAAUAAGGCUCAGAAAAACUGAUCACAAGAAAGGAAAGAAAAAGGGUAACAGAAAUUAAUGGAGAAGAGUAGCACAGGCACAGAAAAGGUAAGGAAAAGUGGAGGAAAUGGAAAUGGACAGGUUCUAGACGGUUCAGAUAUAAUGGAGUUGGUUGGGAAUGAGGAGGUGUUUAGCAGUUUCGUUGAUCAUAAGUUCCGAGAACUGGAUAGAGACAGCGACGGCCAUCUCUCUGUUAAAGAACUUCAACCUGCUGUUGCUGAUAUCGGUGCUGCCCUUGGCUUGCCUGCUCAGGGUUCUUCUCCUGAUUCUGAUUAUAUUUACUCCGAGGUUCUUAAUGAAUUCACCCAUGGCAAGCAAGAGAAAGUGAACAAGACUGAAUUUAAAGAGGUUCUGUCAGAUAUUUUGUUAGGCAUGGCUGCAGGUUUGAAGCGAGACCCUGUAGUGAUCCUCCGUAUGGAAGGUGACGACCUGUUAGAAUUCGUCAAUGGACCAAGUUAUGAAGCAGAAAUGGUGUCCAUAUUCUCACAGCUACAGUUACCUGAUGGAUCACUCCAUGAUCACAUUGCUAAAGCCUUGGAAAAUCUUAGGGUUGAUCAGGGGAUGCCUCCAUCCUCAGAUUCUUGGGUAAUGAGCACCAUUGUGGAACCAGCCCUGCAAACAUGUACAGGACAAGAUCAUGAUAAACCCAUUUCUCAGGAGACAUUCUUGGCGGAGUUUAAGAAAGUAGCAGAACGUGUGGCUCAAAAUCUCAAAGAACAGCCUGUCAUUGUCGCUCAUAGUGAAAAUACAUUUGAUGGAAGUGGCAUUAGGAGACUAUUAGCUAACAAGUUUGAAUUAGACAAGAUUCUGAAUACAGCUAUAGAAAAUGCGCCAAAAGAUCGUAAUGGGAAAAUGUCUAAGGAGUUCCUAAGAGUGGCACUGGAUGUAAUAGCUCCUUCAGCUGGUCUCCCUCCAGUCGGUGCUGUUGAUGAGAUAGACAAGGUUGUAGGGGAACUGUUUACGAUGAUGAAUGCAGAUGAUGGGAAGCCGGUUAAAGAAGAUGAGUUCAAGAAGAUGUUGACUGAAAUCCUGGGAAGCAUCAUGCUGCAAUUAGAGGGUAAUCCCAUCCCAGUUUCUACAAAUUCUGUGGUGCAUGAGCCUCUUGCCUCCUCCUCUACACUUCUGCAGCCAACUUCCUAAUUUCAUAUGUGAUAUAUGGUGUAUCAUGUGUUUUAUAUAUAUAAAUUAAUACUAGUAAAAUAAUAUAAAAGAGGAAUAAUUAUUUGCUAGUAUAAGAUGGAUAGAAUCAGAGUCAUGGUGAAUGAUAAUCUUCUUCUACUUGAUCGAGUGCUGUAAUCUGUUUCUCCAAGUAAUUAAUAUUAAAAUUCCUUUAUCAAAGUUUAACUUUA
Messenger RNA from Ricinus communis (castor bean), 1624 nucleotides. RefSeq lists its product as uncharacterized. The transcript has 5 exons. Lineage: Eukaryota; Viridiplantae; Streptophyta; Magnoliopsida; Malpighiales; Euphorbiaceae. The record is from RefSeq and is a predicted model, not a curated record. The coding region runs from base 294 to 1415 and encodes 373 amino acids. Gene Ontology annotation, molecular function: calcium ion binding.